Messenger RNA from Cyprinus carpio (common carp), 1644 nucleotides. RefSeq names its product heparanase-like. The transcript has 10 exons. The record is from RefSeq and is a predicted model, not a curated record. Bases 1 to 1368 code for a protein of 455 amino acids. Gene Ontology annotation, molecular function: hydrolase activity, acting on glycosyl bonds. Lineage: Eukaryota; Metazoa; Chordata; Actinopteri; Cypriniformes; Cyprinidae. Gene Ontology annotation, cellular component: membrane; extracellular matrix.
AUGAAGUCUGCGGCCACAGCAAGUUUCACGAUUGUAGCUCUUGCUUUGUUUGGCGCAUUGUAUGUCGGAGCCAAAACAGUAAUAUCUGUUGAUGAUGUUCAGUCCAUACGUGUUGACCUGGAUCUGUCCCAUGUGGCCCGACGGGUGGACGAAAGGUUUCUCUCUGUGGCCAUAGAUGCGAGUUUAAUCACCGAGGAGAAGUUCAUGAACCUACUGAAACAGUCCAUCCGAUAUACUAUACUCCUAACCGAACUGCUCUGGACCUCACCUCAUCUUCGAAUUCAAUGCUCCGAACCAAACAAAACAAAACACACAGCACAAAUCAAAAAUGCAGAACUGCUGCUGAAGUACUGUGAGUCCAGGCAGUAUGUGAUGUCCUGGGAGCUGGGGAAUGAACCCAACAGUUAUGAGAAAAAAGCUGGAAUCAGAGUGGAUGGGUACCAGCUCGGUCAGGAUUUUGUCCAUUUGCAUCAAAUCCUUCAGCAAUCUGCGGUCUACAACUCAACAGGACUAUAUGGACCAGAUGUCAGUCAGCCACGAGAUCACCGCAGAGAUUUGUUAACUGGGUUUUUGGAGACUGGAGCAAAGGCCAUUACUGCAUGCACCUGGCAUCACUAUUAUGUGAAUGGCCGAGACACGUCUUUAGAAGAUUUCCUUGACCCUGAAGUGCUUGAUACUCUUGCAACAAAAAUUAACGAGGUCCUUGAGAUUGUUGAAUCUGCUUCUCCGGGGAAAAAAGUUUGGCUAGGAGAGACGAGCUCGGCAUAUGGUGGAGGUGCUGUUGGCCUCUCAGACACAUUUGUAGCUGGUUUCAUGUGGCUGGACAAACUGGGACUUGCUGCCAAACUUGGUUUGGAUGUCGUCAUUAGACAGGUGUUAAUUGGUUCUGGCACUUACCAUUUAGUGGAUGAUAACCUAGAUCCUCUUCCAGAUUAUUGGCUAUCAUUGCUAUACAAAAGGCUUGUUGGCCCAGAGGUUUUAAAAGCAGAAGUUAAUAUGAAUUCAGGACCAAAGAAACCAAUACGGGUAUACCUUCACUGCACCAACAGAAAAAGCACUCAUUAUAGACCAGGUGCUGUGACCUUAUUUGCCUUAAACCUAAACAAAAAUGAAGUCACUGUUAUUCUGCCUGACCAUAUGGCCAACAGCACAAUUGAAGCAUUUGUGCUACAAUCAGCUGAGGCUGGGGAACAGAGUCUUUAUUCCAGGUCAGUCAAAUUGAAUGGACAAGUGCUGAGGAUGGUGGAUGACCGAACACUUCCUCUGCUGAAGGGACGUGAGCUGCCGCCUGGAGAACACAUCAAGCUGCCUGGGUUCUCAUUUGCAUUCUAUGUUCUGAUUGAAGCACAAGCUGCAGUGUGCAAAUGAGCUCUCAUAAAGCUUUUACUGGAGAAUCAGGGACACAAAAUGUGUAAUGACCAAAUAUUUUGCUGUGAGAUUAUUUUGUGUGCGGGAACUUCAAACUCAAAUCAAACGAAUCAAUCUCUUAAUAUAAAAUCAACAUUUUCUAUUUAUGAAAAUUCAUAUCUAUUACAAAUAUAUCAAGAUGUAGCCACAAAGAACUUGUUUAAUAUUUCAUGAACAACUUGCACUGGAUUGAAUCUAUUUUAUGUCUGUUAAAAUAAACUGAUUUUAAUCAAUGUA